GAAAAAUACAGAAAAUUUAAAACAUUUUCAUUUCCCGCUCGUUCAAAGUUUCACAAUGGAAUAAUCGCCUGUCUGUGCCGGAGCAGCUGAGGACUCGCAGUCAUCGAUCUAGCAACCUGAUUUCUAAUGAACACCAGCGACGAGACAAUCAGCGAGAUGUCGAACAUCUAUAACAACUCGGUGGUGAGGUUUUACCAACGUUUGUUCUACGAAUGGGCAGAUGUGAGGACAAAAGACUGGUUUCUGAUGGGGUCGCCGGUCCCAGGCGCCACCAUAAUGUUCGGCUACCUCUACUUCGUUCUUUCCUGGGGCCCGAGGCACAUGGAGCACCGGAAACCGUAUCAGCUCAAGAAUGUUCUGAUUCUCUAUAACUUGUUCCAAGUCAUUCUCAGCAUUUGGCUAUUCUGCGAGGGCCUCGACGCUGCCUGGCUCACUAAAUACAGCUGGAAGUGCGAGCCCAUAGAUUUUUCAAACACACCAGAAGCGCUCCGGGUUGCCCGAGGCGUCUACAUUUACUUCCUGGCAAAAAUCUCCGAGCUCCUCGACACCGUCUUCUUCGUCCUGCGGAAGAAGGAUCGGCAAAUAAGCUUCCUCCACAUGUAUCAUCACACUGUCAUGCCUAUAGUCGCUUGGGGAGCUACUAAGUAUUAUCCUGGCGGCCAUGGGACUUUCAUAGGUAUCAUCAACACCUUCGUCCACAUCGUCAUGUACACCUACUACCUUCUGGCGGCGAUGCUGCCACAGUAUCAGGCCUACUUGUGGUGGAAGAAAUACAUCACCACCUUGCAAAUGGGACAAUUCUGCAUCGCCUUCCUGCACAGUCUGCAGCUGCUGUUCUACGACUGUGACUACCCAAAGUGGUCACUGAUGAUCAUUCUGCCUAACGUGACUUUCUUCUACUUACUGUUCGCGGACUUUUACAACAAGGCCUACGACAAGUCGAAAGCCUCGGACACUGUGGCGACUUGUAAGGUUCGGGAGGAUGAAGAAAGUCGGAGGGUGACCGAGGGUGAAAUACGUAACGGGAAAACGAAGAACGCCUGAUCGAAU
Diprion similis is the source of this 1050-nucleotide messenger RNA. RefSeq names its product elongation of very long chain fatty acids protein AAEL008004-like (gene sit). The coding region runs from base 127 to 1044 and encodes 305 amino acids. The record is from RefSeq and is a predicted model, not a curated record. Gene Ontology annotation, molecular function: fatty acid elongase activity. Gene Ontology annotation, biological process: fatty acid elongation, saturated fatty acid; fatty acid elongation, monounsaturated fatty acid; very long-chain fatty acid biosynthetic process. The transcript is spliced from 6 exons. Gene Ontology annotation, cellular component: endoplasmic reticulum membrane. NCBI's taxonomy places the organism in Eukaryota, Metazoa, Arthropoda, Insecta, Hymenoptera, Diprionidae.